AUGUCUUCAGCACAAAUUUAUAAUCAAACACCUUUUUUAUACAAAUUGCCUUUGCCAAAGUCACAACAAAAGAUUUUUGAGGCUGGAUUUGAAGAUAAAAAUAAUAACACCAACGUUUUGCCAUCGAUCUCGUCAAAUCUUUCGAGAGCCAGCAAGGUUUCCUUAUCCGACCUGUUACUUCCACAACCAUCCGCACCAGUCAUCGAAGUAAAACCAAGACAACAACAACAACAACCACAACAAACAAUUAACAAAAAUGUUUCAACCUCUAUCCCAGCUCAACAAUUAAUGAUGCUCGUGGAAAGUUUUGGUCAACAACAAAAUGAAAGGCAAAGGUCCAAAGAACAAUACAAUCCAGUUGUUCGUAGCUAUCACCCAUACCCAUCGACUCAACGUCCAAUCUCAUACCACUACCAAACUAGUGCCACUAGCUUUGGAAUCAAUAAAGCCAACUCUGAGGUUAUACUUCGUACCAGUGGCGGAUCGAAGGGUGCGAGCUCCUCUGACCAACAAACCACCGAAUUGUUGUCCCAUCAUCAAUUCCGAACGUUGUUGGACACGGUUUCUUUUGAGGAAGGUAAUCUUGAACUAUCUAGCGAUGAUUCAAGUGCUAUCACCUCACCAACCAUGUCCACCAGCGUUCCAACGCCGCCAUCCUCACCGAUGGCGUCGCCCCGUACAAACAUUCAAAGUCAGCUGCUCAGUUCAGCUGCAUCUUCACCUGCCAAUUCUCCAUUGAUGUCACCUGUUAUUUUGAAUUCAACAACAACAACACCAAACAACAAUGUUAAUUGUCAACCAAAGCAACAACCACAACAGAUUCACCCAUCUGUCAUAUUAAAUCAUCUUCUUUCCCAAGAGGAUUAUCAAAUUUUACAUGCUAAAUUGCAACAACAAUUGCAACAACAUCUAAAAUAUCAACAACAACAACAGCAACAACAACAUCAACAAUUGCAACAACAACAACAUCAACAACAACAACAGUUGCAAGCACAACAACAACAACAACAUCCACAACAAAUACCAUUGCAAGCUAAUCAUCUCUCACAAGGACACCUCACUCCACUCGAUUGCUUCCGUACUAUCUUCCAAAAUGUUAUUUGUCAACUCGCCGAUAUAAUCUCAAAGGUGCGUAACAACGAAUCCUCGAGCAUCACUGCAUCGACACACUAUUUGGGCAGCCGAUUCCCAAUUACCAACACCAUCAUCGAGUCAUUCAUUGUUGUCUCGCUGUUUAUCAACUCACACUCUCUCGAUCGCAUCUCUGACUACUGGAGCACCGAGCAAGCCAAGGUCUUCCCAGACGUCGGUCAGAUCCCACGCAUCCUGUCACGCAACAAGUACUUUGAGAUCAAAUCCAGUCUCUCCAGUGUCCUGACAGGUGAGCUCUUGGAACAACUCCAAACUCAACUCCAGUUGGACAUCUCGCGCAACAGUCGUACACCCAACCCAGAGCCACUGCAAGCCAGUCGCUUCAAAACACCGGUGAAGCACCGCAACUCCACCAAAGAGUUGGCAUCAUUCAACUUGCUACUCGAAUAUGGUUUAUCACACGUUUGUGAUCUGUUCAACCAUCAACGUUCAAACAAUGGUGGUAAUACCCAACAAAACUUUAUCCCAUUGGUACAGGUCGUCGAGAUACUCACCGAACAAAUCUGUCCAUCCAAUUCCGAUAGUCAUGUAGUAGGUGGUACUAUAACUACUUUUACCAAUAACAACAACAACAAUAACAAUAACAACAAUAAUGGUGAAGAUCAACAAACACCACAUUCACCAACAUCAUCAUUCUCACCGCAUCAUCAUCAUUUCCAAAAUUAUCAACAACAACUUCAACAACAACAUAUCUUGUUACCACACUCUAAUAACAAUACCAGUAUCAAACCAAUCAGAUGUUUCACUUGCAAAGCCUCCAAUUCUUUGCCAAACCGACCAAUUUUGAAAUGUAACAAAUGCGCAUUGUCUUACCACAAAGAAUGUUUUGUAUUGUCUCAUGAAUAG
Molecule: messenger RNA, 1998 nt
Organism: Heterostelium album PN500
Lineage: Eukaryota; Evosea; Eumycetozoa; Acytosteliales; Acytosteliaceae
Exons: 1
Coding region: 1-1998 (665 amino acids)
Biological process (GO): positive regulation of gene expression
Source: RefSeq, a predicted model, not a curated record